Molecule: messenger RNA, 561 nt
Organism: Rodentolepis nana
Lineage: Eukaryota; Metazoa; Platyhelminthes; Cestoda; Cyclophyllidea; Hymenolepididae
Source: the annotation of a GenBank genome assembly
AUGAUGGUUGCUGCCGCCACCGCUCCCGCUGGAACUUCGUCUGCCUCGAAGGCAAAGAAGACCAAGGCCCCGGCUUCUCACCCUCCUUUUGCAAAAAUGAUUGUUGAGGCUAUUGCUGCAUUGAAAGAAAGAGGGGGCUCGAGCCGACAGGCUAUUCUAAAAUAUGUUAAGAGUCAUUACAAGAUUGAUGAUAAGGUAGCAGAGGUUAACGUCCGCAAAGUUCUUGUCUCUGCCGCUGCCUCUGGUAAGAUUGUUCGCGUCAAGGGUACAGGAGCUAGCGGAUCUUUCAAGUUGGCUGCUAAGGGGGAGAAAUCGGAUUCUGAGAAACCAAAGAAGACUGUUAAGCCUAAAGCUGAAAAGGCUGCCAAGAAGUCGGCCACUCCGAAAAAAUCUAAGUCUGGGCUCAAGCCUAAGAAGGUUGCGCCUGCUCCUAAACCCAAGAAAUCGCCCGCUAAGAAGGCUGAGAAGAAAUCGACAGUUGCUAAGACGCCCAAGACGGUUAAAGUCAAGAAACCAGCGACUAAGAAGACGCCCACCAAAAGGGCUGCCCCCAAGAAAUAG